Molecule: messenger RNA, 1291 nt
Organism: Fundulus heteroclitus (mummichog)
Lineage: Eukaryota; Metazoa; Chordata; Actinopteri; Cyprinodontiformes; Fundulidae
Gene: mrrf
Product: mitochondrial ribosome recycling factor
Exons: 7
Coding region: 135-920 (261 amino acids)
Biological process (GO): translation
Cellular component (GO): mitochondrion
Molecular function (GO): ribosomal large subunit binding
Source: RefSeq, a predicted model, not a curated record
GCCCACUCGGGACAAACCUGAACUUAUCUCGAGCACACUCCUCUGUGACAGCUCCCAUGUUGAUGACGAAAAGUAGUCAACUGCAGGGCUUCCUUCUUUAGCUAACAUGCUUGUCCUGUAAAGACUGACCCUGAAUGAUCAUGGCUUUGAAUCACCUGAACCUGCUGCGACCCCUUCUGUCUCAGUCCCUGGCGCGGCAUGCCAGCUCUCCCCUCAAAGUCGCCUCCUGGCUCGGUUGCAGACCACCGGUUUGUCCUGGUACCUCCCCCCACUCUGCUCCUGCGUGCAUCAGGCUCUAUGCCACCAAGAAGGCGAAAGCCAAGGCAAAAGGCCAGUCAGCGAAGGUGAAUAUUAAUUCAGCUUUGGUGGAAGACAUCAUCAGUCUGGAUGAAGUGAAGGAGGAAAUGACCGCCGUGGUCGACGCACUCAAAGAUGAGUUCACGCGCAGCCUCAGCAUCCGAACCUCGCCAGGGGCUCUGGAUCACAUUGUGGUGACGACUCAAGAUGGGAAGUUUCCUCUGAACCAGCUGGGUCAGAUCUCCAUGAAGUCACCUCAGCUCAUUAUGGUCAACAUGAGCAGCUUCCCUGAGGCUACAGCGGCGGCCACCCGCGCCCUGAGAGAGAGCAGCAUGAACUUAAACCCAGAGGCGGACGGGACCAUCAUCAAGGUGCCCGUUCCCAAGGUGACACGGGAACACAGAGAGAACCUUGCCAAGUUGGCCAAGCAGUUCAGCAACAAGGCUAAAGACUCUCUGAGGAGAGUGCGCUCCAAUGCUGUCAGCCAGGUGAAAAAGGCCAAAGAGGGACACUCUGAAGACACAAUACGACUAGUAGAAAAACAGAUUCAACAGAUGGCAGACAACAUUGCAGCGGACAUCGACAAACAACUUGCAGCCAAGUCCAAGGAGCUUUUGGGAUGAAUGUAAAAAAAGAAAAAACGUCAAGAAGUCUUCAGUUACAUAUUUCUGCAUCGAUUAGACCAGGGGUCUGCAACCAGCGGCCCCCGAGCUGCUCUCAUUGGACCUUCAACCAUUACUCUUAAUAACUUUUGCAAAUAAUGAAGAACCAAAAUGCAUGAUAACAAAUGCAUGUUUUAGCAGGUUUUCAGUUUUUACAUGGAAUAAUUGCCUUGAAUUUCCACUUCACAGUGAUACUACAGGUACCGGCAAUACCUUUUACAGUAAAAAAUAUUUAUGAAAUUCUCGUCAUUAAGGUGGAAACUAUGUUUUUGUUUUGUUUUAAAUCAUUUCCCACAAAUAUCAACAUCCAAUAAAAGAAAAUGUAGAAAAUC